AAUUACGAGUAAUCUACAUUCUACAAUUGCAUGGUAGCGGAUUGUUUACUAUUUAAAGCUAGCAUGCGUAAGAAAUGGCUAAUUUCGGGGUCGGAAUAUAUGUUUUGUUUGUAAUUUGGUUUCUAACGCUACUAUUUUGUUGGGUGUCUGUGCGGACUGGGCACUACAUAGGAAAGAUCUGUGUUGUAAUUUCAGUUAUUAUCACAAUUGUUCUUGUGCUGUUGCCAAAAGGGGACGAGUUGCAGGCGGCUGCCAACUUUUACGACAAGUCUUACAUACCGCGCGUAACGACUUUAUCGUGUUUGAUCUUAAGCCUGAUAGGGAGUCUAGUGUACUGCUUUAUUACUGUCUGCCUUACGCCAGUGAGAACUCGAAAAGUUAAAGACUUGGUUACUAACUCCUACUAACAUUUGUCACAAUGUCUGGUGCUAUAUCACAGAGUCUACGCUCGCCAGUACGAAGGCUAGCUAAUUUGAGAAGAGCUAACACAAUAUCUACAUCAUUAGUUCAUAAUGAAACCAUUCUAGUUAAGAAUAAUGACGAAUUUGUUAAUAAGGUGAUGAACAAUGAUAAGCCUGUAAUAGUGAACUUCCACGCGGACUGGUGUGAGCCGUGCAAGAUCCUGACACCAAAACUCAAGGAGCUUGUUGAACCACUCACCAAUUUAGAUCUGGCCAUUGUAGACGUUGAGGACAAUGCUGAUUUGGUGCACACAUUUGAGGUGAAGGCUGUGCCAGCGGUGUUAGCGAUAAAGAAUGGCCUCGUCGUUGACAAGUUCAUCGGCCUUGUGGACGCUGACAUGAUACUUAACCUCAUAGACAAGAUGGCGGGGAAGAAGGAGGGCACAUAAUCUAAUACCUGUUCCUAUUUUAUUUUAAGUUAUUAUUAUUGAUAGAGUUGCUGCUCGACCAGCGGGGCUAAAAUGGUCGCAACUCCCACGCCGGUUUUGGCAAUGGUGGCCGGUUUCAUUGCAACCAGUUCCGCAGGAGUAAU
This is a messenger RNA of Aricia agestis (brown argus), 993 nucleotides long. Its product is annotated as thioredoxin, mitochondrial. The record is from RefSeq and is a predicted model, not a curated record. Gene Ontology annotation, cellular component: cytoplasm. The transcript is spliced from 4 exons. Gene Ontology annotation, molecular function: oxidoreductase activity, acting on a sulfur group of donors, disulfide as acceptor. The coding region runs from base 419 to 850 and encodes 143 amino acids. Lineage: Eukaryota; Metazoa; Arthropoda; Insecta; Lepidoptera; Lycaenidae.